This is a messenger RNA of Miniopterus natalensis, 1225 nucleotides long. RefSeq names its product retrotransposon Gag-like protein 8. The record is from RefSeq and is a predicted model, not a curated record. Lineage: Eukaryota; Metazoa; Chordata; Mammalia; Chiroptera; Miniopteridae.
AGCUGGGUGCAAUGGAUGGCCGAGUGCAGCUGAUUAAAGCCCUGUUGGCCCUGCCUCUCAGGCACCGGACGCGGCGGUGGAGGAACCCGAUUCCCUUCCCAGAGACCUUUGACGGCGAUACGGAUCGGCUCCCGGAGUUUAUCGUGCAGACGGGCGCCUACAUGUUGGUGGACGAGACCCUGUUCUCCAGCGAUGCCCUGAAGGUGACGUUCCUCAUCACCCGCCUCACGGGGCCAGCCCUGCAGUGGGUGAUCCCCUACAUCAGGAAGGAGAGCCCCCUGCUCAGUGAUUACCGGGGCUUCCUGGCCGAGAUGAAGCGGGUCUUUGGAUGGGUGGAGGACGAGGACUUCUAGGCCAGGAGACUCUCAGGCCUGGGGGCGGGCGCUUUUGGGGGAGGGUCCCCGCGCCAGAUUGCCACAGGCGUCCUGCCGCCUGGCCUCCCGGUCCCUUGCGUUCCAGUCUGGGUGAUCUCCCCCGCGCUCCUGUCCCCUCCCGCGUAGUGCUUGCCUUUGUUCCAGGAAUAGCGCUCCAGGUUCCUGCUGCUGCAGCUGGGCCUCGCUCUGGAGCGCGCUGUCACCCUCUCAGGCCAGCCCGGCCCCUCCCAUGCGCACUUGGACUCCGUCCUGGGCUCCAGCUGCGAGCUGGGCUCCCGUUACACGCUGGAUAGACCUCUCAUCCUGAUGGUUGCCACUGUCUCCCUGCCAGGCUAACAGGCCUGCAUCGAUGUGCCCAGGGAUUGGCGCUAUGGCUGCCAUCGCCACCCACCGCCUCCCACCGACAGACUGCAGCCUCCAGCGAUCUGGACUCACCCAGAAGGUAUCUAUCUGAUCUGGCCAUUGCCCCUGGACAAUGAUUCCAACAGCUCACCACCCCCUUGGAGGGGCCUGCCAGACUUUUACCUUCUUCUGGAACCAUUCCCUCCCUACUCCCAGAUCUCCUGCUCCUGCCAGAAAGCUGCCAGAUCCCAAGGGUGCCCGGCAGCCCAUUUGAGUCACUCAUUUUCUCCUGUGGACCUGUUAGUUGUGCCCAGCAUCCAGUUCUCUUCUGAAUUUUGCAGUAUUUCCUUAGUUAUGUCCUUGUUGGUCUACCAAAUAACUCUUAGAUUCUACCAAAUUCCUCAACACUAUCUGGACAUAAGUCUCUUCUUUGUUUUCAAUAAAUGUGAAACACUAUUGAAAAAGAAAUUGUCUCAAUAAAUAUGGCACUUUUUUCCUGUUCCUGUAAA